UGCCAUUUGUAUGUCAUUAUAGGUUUUACAUAUUACCAAUUUUCAUCAGAUUUCAGCAUUUUGUAGAACUGUACGUGGUGGUAAAUUAAAUGCAAAAUCUUUUUUUUACCAUAGGCAACGAUCUGGACUCGAUUCGUGCACUCUUCAGCGAGAAGGAGAAAGAGCUUAGUUUGGCGGUGGCGAAAGUCGAGGCGCUUACUCGACAACUGGAGGAAUUAAGACGCGAACGUCGCUGUCCCAUAAAUCUNACAUCUCCUUCACUAAAAAUUCUCUCAACCCAAUUUUUAUAUCGUAACCAGUUGUCGCUGCAACAAGAUGCACGCCUGCAUCUACAACGUGAAGCAUUGCAACAGCGACAGGCUGAGCUGCGCUCAGUUGACCAACGUAUUUACGAGCUACAGACACGACUGCAACGCAAAAAAGCCGCCAACAUACAAAAUAAUGCGCAAAAUCAAAAUCAACUACACUUGCCAACGCACGAUAUGCACCAGCAACAACAACAACAACAGCAGCAGCAGCAGCAACAACACCAACAAUCUGCAUCACAGCUGCAUCAGUCACACCAACCACCGGCGCAUGCCUACAACCACCAAAACACCAAUGUUGCCUAUAACAACCACAAACAACAAAGCAGUCAACACAAACAGGGCGUGGCAGCGCUCAAGCAGCAAUUGUUGCAGAAGCAAGCGAAUAAUCUGUUAACUGCUGCACAACAGCAGCAACACAACUCCUCCAAGUUCCCGAAUAGCAUCAAUCGUGAGCCGAGUCGGAGCAUACCACGCGGCAACGUGGCCGCCGUUGAGCCAUACAUACACACGCCGCAGAAGUCAGCGCCCGGUGGCGGUUACUUGGGCGCAGGCAAUAUACUGAAACACGCAGCCGCCACGGCCAACACCAAUCAGCAAAAUCAGCUGAUACAGGACUUGACACACAUGAAGCUCAAUCUGACUACUGGGACGCACAGUCCACAAGGCGGCGCCGCCGCCAAUGUACAUGCGCUCAACAGCGGCGGAGCGAUUUCCACAAACGCGCAAGCGUUCUUCAGCGGUGAGAGCGACGAAUCAAAGCUGGCGAAGAAAAUGCUGACCGCAUCGCUGGCGGCCAAUAAGAGCGCAGAGCAACCUAAGCCGGUGGAAGUGGACACAUCGAUGCAUAUCUACGCCGAAGUGGGCCCAAAGAAGCGUGACCUGCUGAAGGCAGCGGAAGCGGCCAAAGCCGCAGAGGCAGCUGCGCGCGCUGCUGAGGCGGCAGCUGCGAUUGGCUCCACAACUACAACAAGCGCCAUUACUACCGCCACAACUACAAUCGGUAGUAAAAUACCGAAGAGCAUCGGCUCCGCCACCUCGGCAACCGCCAUGAUCAGCAAAUUGAAUAGCGCAGCGGCAUCUGUCAGGGAACGCAACGAACUGGAGCGCAGAUGCGAAGGCGCCGCUAGCGAAGCGCUACCCGAAAAGCACAAUCAACAACAACAGCAACAACUGACUGUACAUAGCAUGCCGCUGGGCGCAGCUAAUAAGUCACUCGCUACCGGUGUUGCGCAUGCGAGCGCGUCAGCGACAACAACCACAAGCACUAACAGCGGACCGGAUAGCGUGCAUGCGAAACCGAAGCCGCUGCAAGCACAUGCUUCUGGUGGGCUGGCGAUUCCGCCGCGCAAGCCCAUUAGCAGUGUGGCACCCACCUCAGUGACCAGCUCAAUACCGAAAAUGAUCACCUACAGUCCGAAGGUGAACCGCGUUGCGCCUCACGUGGUGUCCGCCACAGCGACCACGACGACAACUGCAGCGGCGCCGACAGCUAACUCGGCGUAUCCCGACCGACCCGCUCUGCCACCCAAGCCAAGCAAAAUAUCACCCACAGAGCAUGCUAGUGAUCACAGCACGAGCGCCGCUUCAAACAUAACGACUGCAACAACAACAACUUCGUCAACAUCGAUGCUGAAGAAGCCUGCCGUGCAUGCGGCAUCCAUAGCAGCCGCCGCCUCUGCCGCUGCUGAAUUACAACAAGCUGCACAAGGUUUGCAAACGCUCAACAUCAACGAUAAUCUACCGAUCAAAGCGAAACCGCUAACAAUCCGCAAGCAGCCUAUGUGCGAGCAACCACGUCUGAAGCUUGGUAAUAGCGUGCCCAAGCCGCCGUUACAAGCUGCGCGUAAAGUGGAACCACCAGCUGGAGCAUCUUUUCUCUAUCCUGCGGAUGGCAGUUACAAAGGCGAGCGCAGCAAAGAUGCACAAGAAAGCGGGAAUGGUGGUGGCGCGCCUAGUAGCAGUACAACGAGCAACAUGAAUAACAAUCGCUCGGCCACAGCUAACAGCGUCACAUCUUCGGACGCCUCUUCACCCGAGCAGCCGCCACAGUAUUCGCCACCACAAGUGCCGUCAGCAGCAGCAAACGCUCCACCGCAACAUUCGCCCAACAGCAAUUCGCAAUCCAGUUCCAGCAUGGAUGAACUGGACAAAAUUGAGCGCAAUAGUGAAGGCGUAAGCGGCAGUGACACCAUCACCGACACUAGCAGCGGCCCAAAGCGACGCGCGGCUUCCACCGGCAGCGCGCCAACAACUUCUUCACUCUCAUCGGCGGCAACCAGCAAUGGUAAACCAAAGCUGGCGCGCCGUGUAAGCUUCGAUCCGCUGGCUCUGCUGCUCGACGCCAGCUUGGAGGGCGAGUUGGAGUUGGUGAAGAAGACAGCAAUGCAGGUGGCAAAUCCUAGCGCAGCCAAUGAUGAGGGCAUCACUGCGUUGCACAAUGCCAUUUGUGCGGGUCAUUUUGACAUAGUCAAGUUCCUCGUCGAAUUUGGCUGCGAUGUGAAUGCACAAGAUUCCGACGGCUGGACGCCACUGCAUUGUGCGGCUAGUUGCAACAAUUUGUCCAUGGUGAAGUUCUUAGUUGAGAAUGGCGCUUGCCUAUUUGCUUCGACGCUGUCCGACCAUGAAACGCCAGCGGAGAAGUGCGAAGAAGAUGAGGAGGGCUUCGAUGGUUGCUCCGAAUACUUAUACAGUAUUCAAGAGAAACUUGGUAUACUUCAUAAUGGCGAAGUGUAUGCAGUAUUCUCGUACGAUGCUCAAAACAGCGACGAACUUACAUUCCAAGUCAACGAUCGUUUGGUUAUCCUGCGAAAGGGCGACGACGCCGAAAGUGAAUGGUGGUGGGCAAAGAAUGCGAACGAUGGGGAGGGCUAUGUGCCCAGAAAUCUGCUGGGGCUCUAUCCAAGAGUCCCACCACAGACUUCCAACUUCAACGAUUAGCAGUUAAUACGAUUUUAUGUAUGCAAAAAGAAAUCGGGUCGUCUCAUACAAAAGCACUACAUUUCCAAGUACUUGUAAUGUUCGUUACCUUCUGGACUAAAUACUAUAAUUGCAAAUGGCAAGGCAGGCAAGGUUUUGGAUGUACUCGUAGUUGAUUGGAAAAGGCGUGCAACGAAACUCUUGAAGAGUUAUGAGAAAAUACAACGCUCAACACUGACAAACGAAGCAUUUUAUUUUUACGUAAAAAUUUUAUUU
Messenger RNA from Rhagoletis zephyria (snowberry fruit fly), 3500 nucleotides. RefSeq names its product apoptosis-stimulating of p53 protein 1-like. Gene Ontology annotation, biological process: regulation of apoptotic process. Gene Ontology annotation, cellular component: nucleus. NCBI's taxonomy places the organism in Eukaryota, Metazoa, Arthropoda, Insecta, Diptera, Tephritidae. The record is from RefSeq and is a predicted model, not a curated record. Gene Ontology annotation, molecular function: p53 binding.